Molecule: messenger RNA, 1038 nt
Organism: Peronospora farinosa
Lineage: Eukaryota; Oomycota; Peronosporomycetes; Peronosporales; Peronosporaceae
Source: the annotation of a GenBank genome assembly
AUGGGGAGAAAAUGGGAGUUACGUGACAAAGAAGGUUUUCUGAAAUAUAUGAGGAUUGAGAUUCAGCUGCUUAUGCAGGAGUGGAAGUUUAUCUUGCCGUGCACCAUCAUGCAGUACGUCCAUGCCAUCUUCCACAACCUGGCUUACUACAUUCAAGGCCACUAUUUGUCGAUCGAGCAACGUUUCACACUCUACGAUCUGGGCUACAAGCUCAUGCCGGAACUUCACGGCUUUGCUGCAUCCAUAUCGGAUAUUCUCGUGUUCGCCGCUAUCUUUGCUCCAGCCAUUAUAUUGGUGUUGACGAUCCCAUUGUUCAAACAGGAACCCGGCCGUCCACGCUACGUUGUGAUUGUGCUGAAACGUUGUCUGCUGCAGCUCAGCAUUUGUCUGGCCUUUCGCAUCAUGUCAUUUCUCGUGACGGCUCUCCCAUCCCCAGCCGAUCACUGUGAGCUCAAGUUUAACGACGCGUGUUUGGCGGCAAACCCGAACGAUCCAGUGCCGUGUGUCAUUCCCAACCCAAAAUUUAACCCGCCCAGCAUUAGCCAGUUAUUUACACGAAUCGACUCGCUCAACGGGUGCGGAGAUUUGAUGUUCAGCUCGCAUACGAUCUACACCGUGACGCUCAUUCUGACAAUGUGGAAAUACUGGCCCAACAAGUUUGGACUUGCUAUCAUGGUGAGCGUGCAGAUUGCCAUUGCAUUCCUGAUUGUGGCUUCACGUAAGCACUAUACGCUUGAUGUGCUCUCGGCGCUGUACAUUGUGCCGCUGAUCUGGUUCACGCUGGAAGCGUACCACAAGGACCUCAAUCACAAGGACACGGAGGUCACAGCCAAGACCAUCUACGACUACUAUGGAGUUGACGUUGCAGGCGACGUUAACGACGGUUCUUUGCCGCUUAACACCAACGACGCUGUUUCAGAUAUGGCGAUUCCGUUGAAUUCAGUGCAGGUGGUGACGACUGAGGACGAAAGCUUGAGCGGCGAGCGAUCGGACCCUGAUAACUCUACCACCCAUUUCCAGCGCAAGAACUCGAUGUAA